Zootoca vivipara (common lizard) is the source of this 1286-nucleotide messenger RNA. RefSeq names its product ATPase Na+/K+ transporting subunit beta 3 (gene ATP1B3). Gene Ontology annotation, molecular function: ATPase activator activity. Gene Ontology annotation, biological process: sodium ion export across plasma membrane; intracellular sodium ion homeostasis; intracellular potassium ion homeostasis. NCBI's taxonomy places the organism in Eukaryota, Metazoa, Chordata, Lepidosauria, Squamata, Lacertidae. The record is from RefSeq and is a predicted model, not a curated record. Gene Ontology annotation, cellular component: sodium:potassium-exchanging ATPase complex.
GGCCCAGCCCCUCUUUCCUUUUCCUCUCUUCUGCUCUCCCGCCGGGCGCCUGAGGGAGAGUUACUUAGCGGUUCUGAGGAGCCGCUGUUGUUUCGUCAGGGGAAAACCGCCGCCCGCGAACCGCCGAGCUCCCUCUCUUUCCAGCCUCUCUUUCCAGCCUCUCUCGCGCUCUCUCUCUUUAUGGCCAAGGAGGAGAAGAAGCCCUUCAGCCAGACUAUGGCCGAGUGGCGGCGGUUCAUCUACAACCCCAACAGCGGCGAGUUCCUGGGGCGAACGGCCAAGAGCUGGGGCUUAAUUCUGCUGUUUUAUCUUGUAUUCUAUGGCUUCUUAGCUGCACUCUUUACAUUCACAAUGUGGGUUAUGCUUCAAACAUUGCGUGAUGAUAUACCAAAGUAUCGUGACCGCAUUUCUAGUCCAGGGCUAAUGAUUUCACCAAAGCCAGAUACCGCACUGGAAUUUUUACUGAACAAAAAUAAGUCAGCAAGUUAUGCUGCUUAUGUGACAAAACUUCACGAAUUUUUAGGAGCGUAUAAUGAAUCAAAGCAGGUGGAUAACAUCCUGUGUACUCCAGGACAACUCUUUAUACAGGAUUCUGAUCCUAAAAAAAAAGUAUGCAAAUUUAAUCGUUCUACCUUGGGACCAUGCUCUGGACUACAAGAUUCAACUUUUGGUUAUGCUACAGGAACACCAUGUGUUAUUGUAAAAAUGAAUAGAAUAAUUGGAUUAAAACCUGAAGGAAUGCCAGCUAUAACAUGUGAAGCUAAGGAACAAGGCAAGGCUAUGAUAACUACUUUUCCUCCUGAGGGAAAACUUGAUUUAAUGUAUUUCCCAUACUAUGGAAAAAGAUUACAUCCAAACUACUUGCAGCCACUAGUAGCUGUUCAACUAGAAUUUAACGCAACCAGUACCAAAGAUGAUGUAACAGUUGAAUGCAAGAUCACAGGAUCAAGCAAUUUAAGAAACGAAGAUGAUCGUGACAAGUUUCUGGGACGUGUUUCCUUCAAAUUUCAGAUAGCUGAAUAGAAGUCAACAGUGUCUUCACAAAGUAAACCUUGUGUGAUAAUUUUUUUUUGUAUCAGCGGGACCUGCCAUUCUAGGAGAUGAGACCACCUUUGAGAAGCAUAGGGUGGGACGUGGCAUUCAGGGUAGCAUAAUAAUGUGCUUCCAAAUCAUGUUUUAAAUCCUUCACAAAAUAACUGCAUGUCCUGCUUUUGCCUGCCCUGUUGGACCAGUGUACAGACAUAGUUUGUCUUUUUAGGGACCUGUAAAUAACUUCCAAACUUGUA